AUGCUUGAUGAGGAAGGGAAAGUGAAGCUGUUUCCCGGACAUAUUUUUGGUUGUGCCGGUCUCCUGGGCAACCGAUUUGUCAUACACUGCCAGUGCACACAUAAUGACCUGAAGAGUCAUUCUGUUGAUGCUGUAGAUUCACAUAAUGAUUUAUAUGCGUUUCACUACUCACCACAAGAAAAGAAAUUUAGCCGCGAGAACAGCUGGUCUAUCUUCCAUCACGAGAAAGAGUUUGGUCGAAUGGGCAUUCCCAACGAGUACUGGCAUUACAGUCCAUUGAAUGAGAACUACAAGCUUUGUCAGACGUAUCCUGAGUGGCUGUAUGUGCCGAGUGGCGUGAGUGAAGAAGUCGUGAAUGGCAGUGCUAAGUUUAGGAGUCGAGAGAAAGUACCAGCAUUGUCAUAUUACCACCAAGAGACACAGGCAGCAUUAUGUUGUUGCAGUCAGCCACUAUGUGGGAUGAUCAAACGAUCAUCAGACGACGAAACGUAUUUGGAAACGAUUGCAAGAGCGAAUCCCAACAAAGGAUACAUGUAUGUAGUCGACACACGCCCACGGGUAACAGUCAAGAAUUUGUGUUGCAAUAAACAGCAUUCUUUGUUUUGUUCUAUUUGUCUGUCUGUUUCUCUGCCCGCAUGGCUGUUUGUUUAUCUGUUGUUUCAUUACCAUAGAGUGUCACUUAUCCAGACAGUUUGGGACCGGAGGGUAUCCAGUUUAGUGAUUUUUUGAUAACCAGUAUUA
Messenger RNA from Corticium candelabrum, 741 nucleotides. Its product is annotated as myotubularin-related protein 6-like. Gene Ontology annotation, biological process: phosphatidylinositol dephosphorylation. The coding region runs from base 1 to 729 and encodes 242 amino acids. Gene Ontology annotation, molecular function: phosphatidylinositol-3,5-bisphosphate phosphatase activity; phosphatidylinositol-3-phosphate phosphatase activity. The record is from RefSeq and is a predicted model, not a curated record. Lineage: Eukaryota; Metazoa; Porifera; Homoscleromorpha; Homosclerophorida; Plakinidae. The transcript has 4 exons. Gene Ontology annotation, cellular component: membrane; cytoplasm.